Molecule: messenger RNA, 2676 nt
Organism: Nyctereutes procyonoides (raccoon dog)
Lineage: Eukaryota; Metazoa; Chordata; Mammalia; Carnivora; Canidae
Gene: TMC2
Product: transmembrane channel like 2
Exons: 19
Coding region: 1-2676 (891 amino acids)
Biological process (GO): vestibular reflex; detection of mechanical stimulus involved in sensory perception of sound
Cellular component (GO): plasma membrane
Molecular function (GO): mechanosensitive monoatomic ion channel activity
Source: RefSeq, a predicted model, not a curated record
AUGACCAUGAGCUGCCAGCUAAAGGGCCAGGAGGAGGAAGGUGACAGGUCCAGGAGGAGACCCUCACGGAAGCAGCCUCCCAGAGCCGAGCGUGUGGUGGGCAGACAUGGAGCUCAGCCUAGCCAGAAGGAGCGGGCGGAGGGCAGCCCAAGGCCAGGGUCCCCCCGGAGGAAGCAGGCAGAGCACCAGAGACUCAGAGAGGAGAAGCCUGGGGGGAGCUCCACAAAGAGGACCUGUGAGGGGAGGAGGAAGAGAGAUGGGAGGGCUUCCCUCAAGGAGCAGAGACAGAGAGCUCCCCCAAAGAAGGAAAAGGAGGCACUGAGGAAGGAGACACGGAAGCGACCAAAGAAACACAGAUCACCCUCCCUGGCCUCCAGCACCUCUGGUGGGGAAUCUCUGUCAGAGGAGAAGCUGGCCCGGAUCCUGGAGCAGUUAGAAGACAAGAAGAAGCUCAUUGCCACCAUGCGGAACAAGCCCUGGCCCAUGGCAAAAAAGCUUAGGGAGCUCAGGGAGGCCCAAGAAUUUGUGGAGAAGUAUGAAGGAGCCUUGGGAAAGGGGAAAGGCAAGCGACUCUAUGCCUAUAGGAUGCUGGUGGCUAAGAAGUGGGUCAAGUUUAAGAGAGACUUCGAUAAUUUCAAGACUCAGUGUAUACCCUGGGAAAUGAAGAUCAAGGACAUUGAAAGUCAUUUUGGUUCUUCAGUGGCAUCAUAUUUCAUCUUUCUCCGAUGGAUGUAUGGAGUUAACCUUGUCCUUUUUGGCUUAAUAUUUGGUCUAGUUAUCAUCCCAGAGGUUCUGAUGGGUGUGCCCUAUGGGAGUAUUCCCAGAAAGACGGUGCCUCGGGCUGAGGAAGAAAAAGCCAUGGAUUUUUCUGUCCUUUGGGAUUUUGAGGGCUACAUCAAGUAUUCUGCUCUCUUCUAUGGCUACUACAACAACCAGAGGACUAUCGGGUGGCUGAGGUACAGGUUGCCCAUGGCUUACUUUAUGGUGGGGGUCAGCGUGUUCGGCUACAGCCUGAUGAUUGUCAUUAGAUCGAUGGCCAGCAAUACCCAGGGCAGUGCAAGUGAGGGGGAGAAUGCUAACUUCACAUUCAGCUUCAAGAUGUUCACCAGCUGGGAUUACCUGAUUGGGAAUUCAGAGACAGCUGACAACAAAUAUGCCUCCAUCACCACCAGCUUCAAGGAAUCAAUAGUGGAUGAACAAGAAAGUAACAAAGAAGAAAAUAUCCAUCUGACAAGAUUUCUCCGGGUUCUAGCCAACUUUCUCAUCAUUUGCUGUUUGUGUGGAAGUGGGUACCUCAUUUACUUUGUGGUGAAACGAUCCCAAGAAUUCUCCAAAAUGCAGAAUGUCAGCUGGUAUGAAAGAAAUGAGGUAGAAAUUGUGAUGUCCCUGCUUGGUAUGUUUUGUCCCCCUUUGUUUGAAACCAUUGCUACCCUGGAGAAUUAUCACCCACGCAUUGGACUGAAGUGGCAGCUAGGACGCAUUUUUGCACUCUUCCUGGGGAACCUCUACACGUUUCUCUUGGCCCUGAUGGAUGAUGUUCACCUCAAGCUUUCUAAUGAAGAGACAAUAAAGAACAUCACUCACUGGACUCUGUUUAACUAUUACAACUCCUCUGGUUGGAAUGAGAGUGUCCCCCGGCCACCCCUGCACCCUGCAGAUGUGCCCCGGGGUUCUUGCUGGGAGACAGCCGUGGGCAUUGAAUUCAUGAGGCUGACAGUGUCUGACAUGCUGGUAACGUACAUCACCAUCCUGCUGGGGGACUUCCUGCGGGCUUGUUUUGUGCGGUUCAUGAACUACUGCUGGUGCUGGGACCUGGAGGCUGGAUUUCCCUCUUAUGCUGAGUUUGAUAUUAGUGGAAAUGUACUCGGCUUGAUCUUCAACCAAGGAAUGAUCUGGAUGGGCUCCUUCUAUGCUCCAGGACUGGUAGGCAUCAAUGUGCUGCGUCUGCUGACCUCCAUGUACUUCCAGUGCUGGGCAGUGAUGAGCAGCAACGUUCCCCAUGAACGUGUGUUCAAAGCCUCCCGAUCCAGCAACUUCUACAUGGGCCUCCUGCUGCUGGUGCUCUUCCUCAGCCUCCUGCCAGUGGCCUACACCAUUAUGUCCCUCCCGCCCUCCUUUGACUGUGGGCCAUUCAGUGGGAAAAACAGAAUGUAUGAUGUCAUCCAAGAGACGAUUGAAAACGAUUUUCCAACCUUCCUGGGCAAGAUCUUUGCUUUUCUUGCCAACCCUGGCCUGAUCAUCCCUGCCAUCCUGCUGAUGUUCCUGGCCAUCUACUACCUGAACUCGGUUUCCAAAAGCCUUUCCCGAGCUAAUGCCCAGCUGAGAAAGAAAAUCCAAGCGCUCCGCGAAGUUGAGAAGAGCCACAAAUCUGUCACGGGCAGAACUACAGGCAGAGAUUCAGAGGACACAGCUCAAGGCACCUCCCAAAAUGCUACCCAGCUCCCACUCACCAAAGAAGGGAUGACGCCUCACUCUGCCAGCCAAACCCAGACCCCAGACAAGAAGGCCGAGGAUCCUGGGACCUUCGGUUCUGCCAGUGGGACCAUGCUGCCUGCCUCCCGGUGCCUGUCUGUAGCUCGGCCUACUGGCUUCAGACCAGAUUCUGGCCACGCUCGGCCUCAGACUCAUCCUUGGAGGUCAGCCUCUGGAAAGAGUGCUCAGAGAUCUCCCCACUGA